This is a messenger RNA of Petromyzon marinus (sea lamprey), 12434 nucleotides long. RefSeq lists its product as uncharacterized. Lineage: Eukaryota; Metazoa; Chordata; Hyperoartia; Petromyzontiformes; Petromyzontidae. The record is from RefSeq and is a predicted model, not a curated record.
UGUGGCGCCAUGCUUUCUCCAGUCUCUUCUAAAUCAACCCUGUUUUAGGACACCUUUACUUUUUGUAACGUGGUCUGGCUUCAACGCAAACUAUUGGAAAGGUAAAGGUAAUGUAGUGUUUAACUUUUAGAUCAUGGUUGUUGAGUUCAUGAGAACAGGACCCAGAGACCAACUAUGUCAAGCAGGCCAGAAACAAACGCUGUAUUGAAGGUGUGAUAGAUAAGCGUCAAUACGCGUCUUGAAUUGAGAAAGGUCAAUACAGUAUGUCACAUGUGAUAAAAUAAACUCGCAAAUAGGUGACCGGAUGGUUCAAGGGUCAGGAUAAAUCCCUGUAAGCUCAACAUCAAAAACUCAUAUAAGUAACUGGUAUGGGCAAACCAUCUCAAUGCUGAAAAUGUAGCUGAAAAAUUACUAAAUUGGGAUUUGCAUGCAUCGGCAGCAACAUCGCCUCCUACUGAGAAAACCUGACAAGGACCGUCCUGCGGAAAAAGAGCAUUGAGACUCAGGCAGUGUUGCUUAAACAGGCAUACUUAAGCAUAAUAAAAGUACUGAACCAGAACAGCCGAGUGACUGAAACAGGAUGAAGCUGUGAUGGUUUGGCCGUGACACUGAAAAGAUCGGUGAGAAUUACCCGCAUCAUCCUGCAGGGCUCAGUAAAUAAAAUGACUAAAACUUUUUUUGUAUUUUACCAGAUAAGGCCCACUGAGCUAUGUAGCUCUUUUUCACAAGCGACUUGGCCACAAAUGGUAGUUUAACAAAGUGGCGUAUGUGAAAAUGUAUCGCAGCCACAUACUAUAAACGCGUGAUGUUUAUUCUAAAUGUGGAGGGUAAAAACCGGAGGACCCAGAGAAAAAAGCCACACGACCACGGAGAGAGAGGGAGAACAUGCAAACUUCAAAUAUACAGCCAUCAGGGUUGGGAUCGAACCCACAAUCUCGCGUGUACCAGACAGGGUAGUUACCAAUGCGUCAAUGUGGCACCCCUUAAAGUAGAAGAGAAGAGGAAGACAGGUCGGCUGGGUGACGAGGAACGUAGCGACACAGACAGGGAGAUCAGCGGCAGACGUUGUGCAGAUUGCAAAAGGUCACAAGAGGUGGAGUUGCCAAAGCAUCAUGGGUGCCCCCAUGCCCCUCGCGGUUAAACGACUGACGGUGACGAUGAGGACGGUGACAGCUGAUAUGUUGGGUUUGAAAUGGUUGAUUCAGCCGCCGUGAUUAAACCGGGUUCUCAAGUGUAGCCAGCUGAGAAAUGUUGCUUGGUAUUAAAGGGCGUGCCCCCUAGUGUGGAUAAAUAGGGCGAUCAAAGUCACUUCAGCUGUACUUCUGCGAUGUCAUCUUCCAAGGCCGCUCUCUGACACCGGGGUGAUGUACAAGAAUUCGAGAGCACAAAUGGAUAAUUUGGGGGAAAACACGUUUUAAAAAUAUAUAUUUAAAGAACCAUCUGUAUUUAUAUAAACAUCCAACUACAACGUCACUUCAGACCUCGUUUUCUGGUGAGUUGGUGAGUUGCCAGAGGGCUAUAUUUAUUGACGGGACUAACUUGUGUGAAAAACUAUAAAUUGAUUGCUCUCUUGAAUGUCCAAUGGCCAGAAUGUGUUGGUUUGUUUUUAUUACUAUGUAAAUUCUAGUUCUCUGGAACGUCCGGUAAGCUAAUUAAAAAAACAAAAAAACGAUAUCAUGUGUUUCUUUGAAUCAGCAUUGAAUGGACUGGGCCAGUGUUUGCACAGCUGUUUAAUACAUGCUGGGCGUACCUAUACAUUAAACCCCCUCCCUGUCUCUUUCUCCCUGGGGCCGCUCCGCCCAUUCAAUAGAAUACUCCCCAUAUGCAGCGCUGGGCUCUCCAUCCAAUCUCAGUGCCUGGUGGCUUGUGAUCUCACUGCGGUGGGUGGAGAGCACGCGUAUGAUUGGUGUAUGCCAUGUUUUCCCAUGUGUGUUCGAGUUGCCUGUCAGUGUGCGCUGACUCGGUCUCCUAAGCGCCGCAUGUGAGUGGGGGGAGUCCAAGCCUGGAGUUUGUAGCCAACACGAGUGAGAUCUGCGAGGAGAUCUGGGAGCACGUGGAGGUGAUCCACGCGCUCCAGGAGGCCGAGUUCCCGCUGCGGCUGCUCGCCGUCUCCGUGCAGGUGCUGCUCGACAUCCAGGCCGUGCACCUACUGUGGCACCGGCUUCGUGUCUCCACGCUGCUGCUGCGCGAGCGUGUGCUGCGCGGCCUGCAGCUCCGCGCCACCGCCGCGCACGCCCCCACCGUCACGGCCGCCGCCGACAUGCGCGGCGACGGCGCCCACGAGCAGGAGCAGGAGGAGGAGCGGCGGGAGGAGGAGGACGAAGUGCACCGGAACUGCAUGGGCAUCGUCAUGGACGACGAGGAGGAGGAAGAGGAGGAGGAAGAGGAGGAGCAGAGCGAGACGCAGCUGCUGAUUCGCCGCCCAGCCGACUACUUCUCGCUGGACUGCGGUAUCACGGCCUCCGAGCUCUCGGCAUACAGUCCCCGGGAGGAUGAUCCGCCCUCCCCGCCGUCACUGGCGCUGCCGUUGGGCACGGGCGGAGCCGGGAGCGCCACCCCAACGCGGCCGACGGACGCCGCCCCGGAGGGACGGUCGCGUCCCCUUGAUGUGGCGACCCCUCCUCUGUUCGAUGAGGCGAAAGACGCCGGCGCCGGUUCGGAGCAAGUCAGGGACUCGGACAGCGACUCUGAUUCGUUGCCGCCGAGAAAUACACGGGGCAGCGUCUGUGCUGGGAUGAAUGCGGCUGAUGCUUCCUACCUUAAGAUGUCAUUUUUUGGGUCGGUUAGCGGUGUCCAACAAUCAUUCGUGGAUGUGUGUGGAAAUGCGAGCAUGGGUGCCGUUGGCGGAGACGAGAGUCGCAGCGAAAGCGAUAUUUCCUUGGAUGAAGAUGAAGACGGAUCACAUGAUGCGACAUAUCAAGGGGCUGGUGUGGAAGCAUCGGGGGAAAUCGGUUAUAGCGUUGCUUCAGGCAGAGCGCCGAGCGGAGGAAGCGUGGGCAUGACAAACAAGCAGUGGAACGACACUCGGGACAGCAUCACCACAUUCAACACGGCGCUAAAUGCUGCCUCCUCCGUGGCUUUUCUUGGACGCCCGACGCAGAUACAUUUGAACCUGAGAAAUGUAAACGCUGGCGAAGUGGACAAUCGCGCGGACAGGUCGGUGUAUGUCAAUGCGACGGAAGGAUCGUCCAACCCGGGCACGAAUCGGCGUCUGAGAGACGAUUCCGCCGCUGCCCAGGGCCGAGCUUGCGAGUAUUUCCAGGCCUCCUCACGCCCCAAGGCAGAAGAUGACGACGACGAGGACGUCGCUCGCGGGAGGAGCGGACGCCCAUCUCGGCGCGGACCGAGCGACGACGGGCGCGCGGAGAGAGUGAGCAACCGCCGGCACUUCAACCCGCAGAGCCCUCUAUGCUCGUCGGCACCCGUGGCCUCCGAGUCUCAGUACUGCGUCGUUGGGAACGCCGCGCAGGCACCGGAUGCUCUGAGCCGAAGGGACGACGCCUACCUGGCCCUCGCCAGCAGCGACGCCGCGCCUACGGCCGACCCUCUGCCCAUCGACCUCGGCUUGAACAACGCGGCCGCGACGGCCAGAGACGACGUCUCCCCGAGCGGCGAGUCCCAGGAGUACAUGGCCUUGCCGUCGCUGCUGCUGCUGCGGGAGCCCGGCUUCCUCUCGCUGAAGCUCGACGGCUUGGACACGCUGCUGCGCCGCGGCGCGACGGGCGCCAGGGUGUGCGACGUCAGCGACUGGGAGCUGUCGGGCACGUCCUCUGGCGUCGCGUCCCCGCACGCCUUCAGCCCCGUGAGCGAGCCCUGGGUUGGCGACAGCAGCGAGGGCUCCGGGAGGAGCGGCGGCGGCACCUCGCCGCCCGCGUUCCCCGCGGGAUCGCCCGGCUCCAGCGGCGCCUUCCUGUCGGACGCGGGCUCGCGCGACUCCGGGGCGAGCUCGCCCGACGGGUGGCAGGCUGAAACCGGCUGGUGGGAGAUGGACGACGCGAGGGCGGACGAGGGGAAGGGCGGCGGCGGCGGCCGCUCCCUCGACAAGACCUUUGGCUCGGCCACGUCCGACGGGUCGUUCCUUUUCGAGUCGGAUUUUUCGGACUCGCUGGGCCCCGCGGAGGGGGAGGAGGACACGGCGUGCGGGCCCCGCUGGGUGGCGGAGAGCGACCUGGACGAUGCCGCGUGCUGCAGCAUCCCCUCGCUGAGGCAGGAGCUCCACAGGUGCCUCAAGUGUCGAGGAGACGGCAGGCAGAUGGAAGAGAAGAUUGAGAGCUUCGUGGAGAGGCUGCUGGAGCUGACUUCGUGGCUGCAGCAGGCUGACGAGCAGGCGGAGAGCAUGGGCCCUCCGCGUCCCGACACCCAGAGCCUCAAGCUGUACCUGCACAACCACCUGAGUUUUAAGAUGAGCAUGGAGAGCCGCUGCGUGAUGAAGGAUGAAGUGGUGGAAGAAGGAAAGCAGUUUUUGGAUUUGCUCGGGGCGAGGCUGUCUGGUCUGCCAGGGCUGCUGGGCUGGCUCGAGGCCGCGUGGACGUCGCUCCAGGCCCACAUCUGCCGGCAGCACCGCUGGCUCCUGGCCGCCUUGGACGUGGCCAAGGCCGGGAUCCUGGCGUCGCACCAGGCCCGCCCGCACGCCGCGGGGCACGCCCAGCCGCAGUGCGAGGGUCAGCUGCUGGAUCUGGAGCUGGCGCGAGACACUGUGGAGCACUUGUCCCUCCGACUGCACCACGAGCGCUACCUGGGCCACGCGCAGGGGGCGGCACGGGCCGCACGCUCCCUCUCGCUCGCCAGCGACGCUCGGCGCAACGACAGUUGCGAAGAGUUUGGUGCCAACUGCCUGGAGCUGUGGGAUUGGCUCUGCGAUGUGGAGGCGGUGAUGUCAGAAGACAACGACUUGAUGAUGUCAGAGGAGCACUGGCACCAACUGUCUAAGGUUUACCGUGUGGAGCUCACCAUGUGGCUGCCCAAGAAGAGGCAGAUCUUCACCCAGGGGCAGGAGCUCGUGAGCCUCAACCAGACGCUCACGACGGAUACCGUGCGCUUCAAGCUGGAGCAAUUGGAUGCCAAGUGGAACUCGGUCGAGAGUUUCCUGGCGGCGGCGUGCGGGGAGCCCGCGGAGCCGCCCGCGUGCGAGUCGCUGAGCCCUGCCGCGGCGCAGCUGGUCUGCCGCCUCGAGGGCCGCGUGCGCGAGCUCAAGGCCUGGCUGCGCGACGCCGAGAUGCUCGUGUUUGACGGAUGCGUCGAGCGGCGCACGCCGACCGACCUCGACCGCCAGCUCGACCACUUCAAGUCCCUGUGCCACGAGAUAAGGCGCCGGCGAGGAGGGGUGGCGGCCCUCGUGCGUCUGUGCCACCGGCUGCUGGAGGGGGUGGGCGGUGCCGGGGACGGUGGCGCUGGUGAGAGGGGGGCGGCCGGCGUUGGCCACCCGGGGGCGGACGGGCAGAACCUGCAGCUGGCCGCCGUGUCGCUGGAGCGACGCUGGGAGGCUGUCGUGCUGCAGGCCGUGCACUGGCAGUCGCGGCUCCAGCGCCGGCUCAACGCGGAGCAGGUGACCUUGAACUACGUGGACGCCUCCCAGUCCGACUUGUCGGUCUCUCCUGUGGAGGGUCUGGAAUGGGAUGAAACGGACCUGGGAAACGAGCUCUCGGCUGCCCGUGCUGAGCAGCCACCUCCGGUCGCCUCCUCCACGCCGAGUGACACCGGCAAACCUUCGGCUGUAGACACGUGGAGUAUGGGCCAGUCAUUCCUCCAGGCCGGCCACGAUUCCGGCUUCUCCCCUGGCUCCUGCCAGAGCCCCGGUCGCAUGGACGGAACGACUCGGCGAUUGGCUGCGGUGGAGGAGUCGAGCAAAGGCGGCCGUGGUCGACCUGCCGAGCCACGGCAGGCCGACGGUCAGGACUCGUUCUCGUCCACGGACUCGCUGCUCAACCUCCUGGAUGGGCUGCUGCUGGCCGGGAGUGGCGGCGGAGGCGGCGGCGGCGGAGGAGGAGGAGGCGGCGAGCGCUCGUGCGAGUGCGAGAGCGGCAUCGCCAGCGAGGGCGACGUGGCCACGGCGUCGGACUCUGGGCUGCUCUCGGAGGUGCAGGACCUCGACGGCGACACGUCCUCCUCCAAGGUGGAAGAUGCGGCGCCGGCCUACAGGCCCGAUCCUUUCGCCAGGCUCCUCACCUUCGGGGGCUACGCCAGCUCGCUAUCGGAUGAGGAAUGCGACGAAUACCUGGACACGGGCAAGGAAACCGGGAGUGAUCCAGGUGCCAAAAGCCCGAAGCAAGAACACGACGGUGAUUCUGAGCUCGAGAAAGCACUAACCUUCUAUGAUUACUCGUACCUGAAAGAGGACAGUCUGGAGAACGUCAUGGCUAUCUCCGACUUUCCUACAGUAGUUAUACAAGACGACAGCGCACUUGAUUUAAGCAACAGAAACAAGACGUCUCAUAACGCACUGACGAGUACCAAUCCGUGCUAUUCUGAAGUUGCAGGGUAUGUGCACGAUCAUGAACGCAAAGGCCAGCUGAGCCCAAUAUCAUCUAUUAUGGGGCAGCAUUCAAGUAACGUGUUCCAGAAAUUUGAACUGGGGAGAGUGUGCGCAGGAAAAGGUGAUCAAUUUGAUACCAUGAUCCAGAGGGAGGACUUUGUGAACGUGGCUAGGAAAAGUCCUCGGAGUUUCACGUCAAGCUGUCUUACUGAAAACAACAAAUCAGGAAGAAGUGCCUACUUGAAUGAAAGUAGCUUGCAGCUUCUUCAGGGGUCAGAGUUGUCACAAGCCGCAGUCCACAAACGUUCUGAUUCCAAGGAGAGCAACAGCUUCAACGAGGCAUCGUCAAGCACAGAGACUAAACCGAUGUCAGGGGUGAGAGACCACAGUUGGGAGGACCUCUCGCUCGUUGUCGAUAGCCUGGCGAACAGGCCGGCUAUCCCCCUCGAUGGGAAGGCUGACGACGGACGGCAGAGCGGCUCGCUGCUGGACGACGACGUCAACGUGAGCUUGAUCGUCAACACCUCCAGAGCGUCCGUGUGCUCGGACGACGAAGAGGACGACAUUGAUCUGCUGUCCAGCUCCAGCACCACGCUGAGCGGCGACAGCAACGAGCUGGAGAAAGACAGCUCCUCCAACUCCGAGGGCUGGUGCAUCGACUCGGACUUCAGUGACAGCUCUUCGCUGGAUGACGAGCUGAAGGAUCAAAAGUUUUACGUCACGCCCCCCUGGGAAAACAUCUCAAAGGGAAAGCCUCUGCUGCACAGCAACCCCAUGUUACUGACGAGCAAGCUCUACUCGCGCUUUUCAGUAUCACCCCUGGCCACAACAGGAAACUUCUUCGGCUCGAGUUUUAGAGUGGAGCCUGGAAGCUUUCUGGCCGAUAAUGCUCGCGAAGGGCAAGUGGAUCCGCUCCUGGACGAUAUUAAAAAUGGCAACAUAAGCCAUGCCUAUGAAACAGUGCCGGAAGCUGCACGUGCUGAACGGUGGGACCGUGGAGAUCCCAGUAUUCACAACCAGACCUCUUUGAAAAUGCGGCAAGGGGCUUUCCAAAGUUUGUCUGACGCAUAUACUCCGUACAAUGAUAUGGACACAAAGUAUAAGUACGCUGUUGGGCGUGAAAUUUUUAACAGGGGUGACAAUUACCCUCUGCUUCCUGAAAAUGUCAUCUCUCUGACUCGACAAAGGGAAUAUCCGAAUAGGCAGACGAGAAAUAAUAGUGACGCGGUGAACUCCAACGGAGGUGACAGAGAGGCCAUUGAGCUCGGGAAUGGAUUGUCUUCAUUGCGUCACAGAGCUUCGGAGCAUCUCAACAAUCGGAAAUCGACGGAAUCCUCCAACGGACUCGGAUUUCUUCUCAGAGACGACUCGGACUCGUCGCUCUCUGCACACACCGACGAGGACAACGUCCGCGACGUCGACCGCGAGCACAUCACGCCGCCGCCCGAUCCCUGCAGGGCUUCCCGCUCUCUUCUUCCCUGGGACAAUGGAGAGGCUCGUAACAAGUUGCGUGCGACGGAGAAGCGCCCUUGGACUCGUCCCGUCCCCGGAAGAGGAGCAACGCUAAACGUAAAGAGCAGCGGCGGGGAAGAGCAGUGUGCAGCAUCCAAGCUUCUGGAAAGCCAGGCCUGUGUCCGAAAAUCUGAAUUGCAGGAACAGGUUCUGGGUGUUCACAGCUUUGUGAAUGGAGUUAUAGAAGCAGCCAUUACCCACAUCAAGGAAUCUGAGACGACCGCCCCCUCCUUCUCUCCGUCUUUCGACGUUGAAAUUACCCACCACAAGGAAAAGGCUCAUUUGCGUGGAGAGUCGGUGUCGCGCUUCUCGCAAGAGACGGGGUGUAGGGAGCUUGGUAAUCGCGGUGGGGCCACAGGAUGGUCCGCGAGAAAUGUGAGUGGCGACAGUCCCAGCCGCCGCUCUGCUGUGGCCGGUGCUGAGGAGAGCCGUCCGGGCGGAACCUGUCGGGAGAACGGUGAUCUCGCGCCGCAGGGAGGAGCCGCGGGAACGCGGCGGCGUCAUGACUCAACGGGAGCAGAGGUGGAGGCGGCGCUGUCGGGCCUGCGCCGCCAGAUGACGACAGAUGAGCCUGCAGAUGCCGAUCAAGGAAACAAAACGUCGGCAGUGGAGUCGGUCCGCCCAUCACUGGACCGGCCAUCGCAUACGUUGCCAGCUGCUCAAAAUGAAAAACUAUCCACGCCCACCUCAUCCGACCUCAAGCCCAAAACAUCUCGCAACGAGUGUCCCACAGACCCGCACGCAACCCCAGGCCACAGCUUAAUCGACCGCCCGGCUCCAGGCAGUGGAACGCUCUGCAAUCCGAGAUCCCCGCCGGAGAACUCAAACUCGCGGCCACACAGCGAGGCCUCCAAUCGAACGGGCUGGGACGUCAACCGCAACAGCGAGGAGCAGCAGGCGUGGGGUGGCGGUGUGGAGGCCACGCCGGGCACCGCCGCCCGGAACUCGCCGACCGCGAGGAAGCGCCCCCAGAUGGGCACCAAGAGCCUGGGCGGCGGCGGCGGCGGCGGCGAGACGCUAACCUUGGCGGCCACGUCGCCGGCGUCACGGUCGCCACCCUCGCCAGUGAAGGAGCGUGCGCCGAGCGAAGCCGCGUGGGGCAAUCCGCCGGCCCGCGCUCACGAGGAGAGACUCGCAGACGGUGGCGGAAGCGGCGGCUGCGGCAGCUGCGUCCCACGCCUCUGCGAGUGGAUGGGGCCCAUCCCUCCCGCACGCGCCAGCUGGAAGGCAUCGUCCGUGCGUCUGCCGUGGAAGGGGCCCUUGGAACACAAACCGUUGCCCGGUUCGCCAGCCCAGAUGUCAAUAGCAGCAAAGCAAGAUCAGAAUCAAAGAAAUGAAACGUCAGGACGUCUCUCUGGCUUCCCCAAAGACGCGAUUCUUUCCCGCGCAACUGGCGAAGGCGGUUUCAAGAAGGUGACGAUGGUGAGCGAAGGUUUGGUUGACGAACGUCGCAAGGACUUCCCGGAGAGUUUACGCAGUGUGAGAAGAAGAGCAGCUGACGAGGGGCUUGUGAGUGGAGCGGAAUCGCGGAAGGGAAAUCUGAAAGUUGCCGAUGGUGAUUUGAACGCGCGCGGCAGAAACCCGCGGGUGCAGAAUAGGAUGGCGAAGGCUGUGGAAAGGCCCGUAAGCAAAAUGUUAAAGCGAGCUGAGCAAUAUCAGCACGUUGUUGAGAAGAAAAGGGAAGUUGUGCCGAAGGGCAGCGGUGUGAGCGCGCGUCUCGUGGAAGAGCAGAAGAAUUUUAAGAACAGCGGUGGUGGCAGCGGCGGCGGCGGCAUUCCGCUUACGAUCAAAGGCGGAAUGGAAUUUGCCGGUGACGGUGACGCCGACAUUGACGACAUCUCCAAGGUGGUGGCGAGCCACGCGGGGCGCGUGUGGAACGUCGGCUGCCUCAUCUGGCUGAUGCUUUUGCUUGUGCUGUGGUUGGUGGCCGUUGGCCCCAGCUUCAUCGCACCCAGCAACUGCAUGCGGUCGCGAUCAUCCCUCGCCUCCAUGGGGAUCACGCUGAGCUACCCGUGGGGGUCGCCGCCCAUCUAGGGGAUUGGUGGUGUUGGGGGUGGUGGGGGCAGCGGUGGUGGCACGACGCUCACGCUAUCAGUUUCGCUUAAAGCCGGGGGUGCGUAAUCCUGCCUGGUGAUUGGUCAUACUUGGCGAGCUUGUAAGAGGAUGGCGUUAGCAGGACGAGGAUUAGGUUUUUAGUGUUUGCCGUUGGUGAGCUUAUUAUGGUGUAAUUGUUAUUUUAAGGACCGGCACAAUUGCUGCUGGUGGAGGAGUGAUAUUAAUAAUCGACAAAGGGAGGGAGUUUACGGAAUUUAAUGUUACGUACACGCUUUUUUAAACAAUAGCAGGAAAGUUACGGGUUAUUGUUUAUAUUUGUAUGGUUAAUUUUAAUGGCUCCCUUGUUAAAAGAAACAUUCUUAUUGGGCAGGAAUAAGUCCUGUAAAAAUAUAUAUUUUAAGUUAUGGUCAAACAGCACCUCCCAUAUAUAAUAUUAUGAGAAAAUAAGCAAAUGGUAGAUUAUGAAGCUUGUGGUUUAAAGUUAUUAUUUUUAAUUGUGAUGAGGGAUGAUAAAGUUAAAACCAUCGAGUGGUAUCACGGUAAUCUUCAAAGCAAGAGCAUCUUGAACAGACAUAAAUAAUAACCAGCUAUCGAUUAUAAGCACAAACGUGUAAUCGUUUAAUAAUUUUAACAGUACAGUAAACAGCUACGCAAUAUAAUAGUACCGUGAAGUUCUAUAACACCCAUAUUCUUCGUUAUGAAGUUUGUUGGGUUAGCGUCAAUGUAAACGUGCUGUAAAUCCACCUCCACCUGACACAACCAAUGAGUAUGGUUUAUCACGUGAACAAAACAUUCCAAUAUGUGACUACUUCAGCAUACCGGUGUGUUGGAGAGUAAACCCACAACAUUUACAAUUUGAGUAUUGCCUGCUAUUGUCUGGCAAUAACCUGAUGAUACUGGUUGCUGUAAUUGCCAGUGAAACGUCAAGUACUCAAAUUGUAAAUGUUAUGGGUUUACUCUCCAACACACCGGUGUGCUGAAGUAGUCACUAAUUGGAAUGAUUUGUUCACGUGAUAAACCAUACUCAUUGGUUGUGUCAGGUGGAGGUUUAUGACAUAUUUACAUUUACGCUAUCUAACCCAAAAAACGUUAUUAUCAAUAACAUUGGUCGUGAAAGCCUACAUUAUUAUUAGACCCAUAUUCUUGCCAAAUAUGCAAUCAUUUGUGGCAGUACAAUAUAAUAUGAUGGCUCUGGGGGCAUUCUGAGUACAGCAUAAGGUAAGUGCAGCUUGUUUAUGUAUUUUCUGUUAUAGUAUUUUGUUUUUGUGUUUUUUCAAUGCUUAGAUUUCUGCUGCUGUCGCCCGCUUGCGUGUGUUGUGGGUAUUCGCCACUGAAUCUCAAUCUCAGUCUGUCUGUCACCGUAGCGGUCGAAAUUCAUGUGGUGGCAACACGAUCGAUUGACUGAUUGGAAAUUGAACGGAAGAAGUAAUCGGUUCAACCGAGACGAAAAUGUUAAUUUCACUGGUAGAAAUGUAACAAUUUAGGUUUGUCGGGAUAUUGUGAACAUUGUGAACUGGAGGUUUUUAUAUCCUCUCCAACCUCUUCAUGCACACACAUACACCCACCACCUACCAUGCUGUGUGUCAAGCGAACUUGAAUUUCCAUAAACUGUCAGAGUUACACCCCUCUUGUAAGAACCAUCUGACCUACCGGCGCUUGCAUUGCAGAGUGGGCAGGGUGUUGCCAUUGGUUGGGUUGGCCCCUGGAGACCAGACCAGAUGUUCUCACUUUGUCGGUGCCACCUGAGGGGGCAUGGAGCUUUAGCGGUUCCAUUUUCAUUGCGUGGCCAAUAAGAGUGAUUUUUUUAGUGUGAACACCACUUGAAAUGAGUGGGGUUAUCGAGGUAAUCCACUCCUAUUGGCCGUAUAAAUGGGUUACUACCUCUGAGGUGGUACCAAAUUAUUCCCUGGCCCACGGAAUAAGUCAAAUAAGGUUUAACCAAAGUGUAAUGCUUUCUACGUUAGUGCAAUAAUACAUUAAUGCUUAAUUUCAUUAUAUAUGUGCUCAUCAUGAACCUUUAACGUUCUGUCUCCUGGCUGUAUUCACAAAGUAUUACCGAAGCACUUUUCAGUUUUUUCAGUGUAUUUUAUAAAGUUAACACUGUUUAUUUUUGAUCGGAUUGUUUUAGGACAUUAAGGUAAAACGUACUAUAACUACGGGUGGGUUGAACUCUUUGUAAGUUAUGCUUUUUUGUGUGUACUGUAUAUAAUCAGUAAUGAGUUGAUCGUCAUUGUUAACAAUAUUUUCACGUCGUGUAUAUAUCUAAUCAGAGCUACUCUGAUAACAGAACCACAAGGGAAAUGAAAACAGCAGUAAGAAAGACUGCUAUAUUCCCAAAUGUUUGGAAAUACAGUACGGCACCGUGCUCUCACGGAGUUAAAGGUCCCCGUUUAGU